Styela clava is the source of this 1952-nucleotide messenger RNA. RefSeq lists its product as uncharacterized. The record is from RefSeq and is a predicted model, not a curated record. Lineage: Eukaryota; Metazoa; Chordata; Ascidiacea; Stolidobranchia; Styelidae.
ACGGAAUUGUUCUAGGACUAAUGAUUAUUUAGCUUAAACUAGACGUAAUAGUGUGGUAUACAAGAACAGAAAGAUUUGUAUAAUACUCUGAAUUAAAAUUAACUGUACGGAUAACUGAAAAUUCACCAAUGGUUUGAGAUAAUUCAAAAGCUAUGGAUCUGAGGAUUGUGUUGAUUUUUCUUGCAAUUUUUGAUCAAGUCCGGUCUUCUCAUGGCUUCUGUUCAUAUAGCACUUUCAUUGAAAACAAUGGAUUCUCUGAAACCGGUUCCUUUGGAGUAUGGGACCCAGAAGGUUAUAGAAGAAAUGAAACCUGCACACUGGAAAUUAGAAGACCUAAUAUGAUGUAUAUGUCUUUAAUGAUAGACUACGAGAAAUUUGAUUUCCAGGAAUAUUCUACGUGCGCAGAUUUUAUACAAUUGCCAACAGGUACGAGAAUGUGCAAGGAGCCACAGAACUGUCAAAUAUUCACAUCAUAUAAUCAAGAAGUAUCAUGUUUAGAAAAAAUAAACGAACACUGUGAUGUAUUUUCGGUCAGUGCUGAUACGUGGCCGAUGAGAUUUGUUUUUCAUUCCGCCGCCAAUUCAACUAUUCAUCGAAUACACAGGGGAUUUGAAAUAAGUUAUCAACUUUUACAAAGUUGUAAUGGUACAGGAAUUGAUGAAGAGAAAUGGAAUCACUACGGACAUAAAACAAAUAAAGUACCAAUAAGUGUACCAGUUGCUGUACUCAUUGCGUUAGCAAUACUAAUUUCAGCGCUGAUGUCUUUUCGAUGGGAAAGGCGAUAUCGAACAUCCGACGUUAGGGAAGAAACGCGACCUCUAACGGCGACUUCUAAUAAUGUACACUCGUCCUAUGGUGGCGGUAUAAUGUCCGAUGAUUCUGAAAACGAAGCUGAAACCGUUUAUACAGUUGCUGAUGAAUCCUCUAGAAUUUACAACGAAUCACCAAAAUUGCCAAAGCGAGAAUUAAGAAGGCAAGAUAAUGUGAAUGACGAAGAAAAUCUUACAAUCGAUCGAUCAGGAAUGGCUUCAAAAAGAAAUACUAUAUAUGCACAUCUGAUUCAUUGAGACUUUUAGAAGUGCUAGACGUGACAGAAUCGGAAUAAAAGAUAUUGGUAAAGCCCUGAUACAAUGCAAAUUGAAAGCUACAUGGUGAAUAUUCCAUAUAUUGGAACUAAUCCUAUAUUUUGACCAACUAAUUCAAACAUUUAGUAUUUUAUAAGUAUAAGUGUUGUUGUAUGAGUGUCGUUUUGCUUUCACAUGUGGUUUUUAUAUAUUAAUUCAAUGAUUUCAAUGGCACGUGGUCCAACCACCUUGCUGCUUACUAACUGUGAUGCUUAAGGACCAAGCAACAAACGGGAAAGUUUAUAGGGCUAAAUAGGUAUGGAUGAAAUAUCAUUUUAGACCCCAAAAAUAAAACGAGGUAAAUAACGUAUAAUCUAAAAUAUUUUACUUUAUGAAUCGGGAUAAACAAAUUGCAUGAUAUUUUGACACUAACAUUGAAUCAGUGUCACUCAGCUUUACAAACGCUAAAAUCAAGAUUAAAAACCUUUUAUAGUAUAUCAAUGUAAUAUUCCCUGAAUUGCCCUUGAUCAAAGCUCAAACACGUACUUUUAUAACCCCUUAUUUUUCCUCCAAUUGACUUCCUUCACCUAGUUGAUUAAAAAAACAAGAUCUAUUUUUAGUUAUCAACUCCAGAUAUAUUAAUAAUUAAAGUGAAGCGAUAUUCCAAUUUGGAUGGAAAAUUUUAUAGAUUUUCAUGGCACCAUUGCAGUCAUUUUCUGGAUAAGAUUUUUUCAAAUAUUUCAAAAUUAUCAAGUCGAAUUAAACAGGUACAUUGUGACUUGGAUGUAAAUAGCAGUAAGUGUGGUUAGUUUUUGGCAACUUCUCUGCCUGUUUUGUGUGUAUUACGUUUUCCUAUUUGUAUCGUAAUGUGAAUAUUGUAAAUAAAAA